AUGGCCGAUAAAUACAACCAGCCUCCAUCCUACCCACAGCCUGCCCAGGGCCAGGCCAACGACUACUACCAGCAGCAGGGCCCUCCUCCCCAGCAGUACGGUCAGCCCUACGGCCAGCCUCAGCAGCAGUACUAUCCUCCACAGGGAGCCCCUCCCCAGCAGCCCAUGUACUACCAGCAGCAGCAGCAGCAGCCAGUGGACAACCGUGGCAGCGGCAGCGGUGGUCUCUGUGCCGGUCUCAUGGCCGGUCUGGCCUGCUGCUGCUGUCUUGACAUCCUCUGCUAG
This is a messenger RNA of Nannizzia gypsea CBS 118893, 285 nucleotides long. RefSeq lists its product as hypothetical. The record is from RefSeq and is a predicted model, not a curated record. The coding region runs from base 1 to 285 and encodes 94 amino acids. Lineage: Eukaryota; Fungi; Ascomycota; Eurotiomycetes; Onygenales; Arthrodermataceae. The transcript is spliced from 2 exons.